AUGUUAUGUAAAACAGCUUCUCACAGUUUCUCUCCAUGCCACUUCCAAGAAACUUGCUUGCGGGUUCUUUCAUUCUGCAACUCACACUCCCUCAAGGAGGGAGUAUGUGUUCAUGGCCCAAUAAUCAAAGUGGGUCUUCAAGAUGACUUGUAUUUGAACAACAAUUUGUUGUCUUUAUAUGCCAAAUGCUUUGGAGUUGGCCAAGCACGCCAUUUCUUUGAUGAAAUGCCUCAUAAGGAUGUUGUGUCUUGGACCACAGUUCUGUCUGCUCACACCAAGAAUAAACAUCAUUUUGAGGCCCUUCAAUUGUUUGACUUCAUGCUAGGUUCCGGUCAAUACCCCAAUGAGUUCACUUUGUCCAGUGCCUUAAGAUCAUGCUCUGCUUUGGGGGAGUUUAAGUGUGGGGCUCGAAUUCAUGCCUGCGUAGUAAAGCUUGGGUUUGAGCUGAAUCCUGUUCUGGGUACUACUUUAAUUGAUUUGUACACCAAGUGUGAUUGUACGGUGGAAGCACCCAAAUUGCUUGCAUUUCUGAAGGAUGGUGAUGUUGUGUCAUGGACAACAAUGAUCUCUUCAUUAGUGGAAACUAGUAAAUGGAGAGAAGCUCUAAAAAUAUAUGUCAAAAUGAUUGAAGCGGGUGUUUACCCAAAUGAAUUCACAUUUGUUAAACUAUUAGAGGUGUCUUCUUUUCAUGGUUUGGGAAUGGGUUAUGGGAAACUACUACAUGCCCAGUUAAUUAGAUUUGGGGUUGAAUUGAAUUUAGUGUUGAAGACAGCCGUUGUUGAUAUGUAUGCAAAAUGCAGACAGAUGGAAGAUGCUAUUAAGGUUUCAAAUCAGACCCCUGAAUACGAUGUGUGCUUAUGGACCACCAUAAUCUCUGGAUUUACUCAAAAUUUGCAGGUUAGAAAGGCUGUCAAUGCAUUUCUUAAUAUGGAAUUGUCCGGAAUCAUACCAAAUAAUUUUACUUAUACUAGUUUACUGAAUGGUAGCACCUCAAUUUUAUCACUGGACCUAGGCGAACAGUUUCAUUUACGGGUUAUCAUAGUUGGACUGGAGGACGAUAUUUAUGUAGGAAAUGCACUGGUUGAUAUGUACAUGAAAUGCUCCCACACCACAACAAAUGCUGUGAAAGCUUUUAGAGGGAUAGCCUCACCAAAUGUGAUCUCUUGGACUUCUUUGAUUUCUGGUUUUGCAGAGCAUGGUUUUGAAGAAGAAUCUUUUCAGUUUUUUGCUGAGAUGCAAGCAGCAGGAGUCCAACCAAAUUCCUUUGCACUAUCUGCUAUCCUUGGAGCUUGCAGCAAAAUGAAAUCUCUUAUUCAAACGAUGAAACUCCAUGGACACAUCAUAAAGACAAAAGCUGACACAGACAUAUCUGUUGGGAAUGCUCUUGUUGAUGCUUAUGCCGGAGGGGGGAUGGCAGAUGAAGCAUGGUUUGUUAUUGGCACGAUGAAACAGAGAGAUCCUGUCACAUACACAAGUUUAUCUGCAAGAUAUAACCAAUGGGGAGAUCAUGAAAUGGCCCUAAAAGUCAUCACUCACAUGUGCAAUGAUGAGGUUAAAAUGGAUGAAUUCAGCUUGGCAAGUUUUUUAUCAGCUGCAGCUGGCUUAGGCACUAUGGAAACCGGAAAGCAGCUACAUUGUUAUUCUGUCAAAUCAGGCUUUGAGAGAUGUAACUCUGUUUCAAAUAGCCUAGUUCACUUGUACAGCAAGUGUGGUAGCAUGCGCGAUGCAUACAGAGCUUUCAAAGAUAUAAAUGAGCCAGAUACAGUGUCAUGGAAUGGUUUGAUAUCUGGAUUGGCAUCAAAUGGACAUAUAUCUCGUGCUCUGUCUGCCUUUGAUGACAUGAGGUUAACAGGAAUUAAACCUGAUCCUAUUACCUUCUUAUCACUGAUUUUCGCUUGUAGCCAAGGUGGUUUAUUGGAUCUGGGUCUUGAUUAUUUCUAUUCCAUGGAAAAAGCAUACGAUAUAACACCAAAUUUGGAUCACUAUGUGUGUUUGAUUGAUCUCCUCGGUAGAGGUGGUCGCCUAGAGGAAGCUAUGAGAGUUAUUGAAACAAUGCCUUUCAAGCCAGACUCAUUAAUUUUUAAAACUUUAUUAAAUGCAUGCAAGUUACAUGGAAAUGUAACACUGGGAGAAGAUAUGGCAAGGAGAUGUCUUGAGCUUGAUCCAUCUGAUCCCGCCAUAUAUUUGCUACUUGCAAACUUGUAUGACAAUGCUGGACUCCCAGAUUUUGGUGACAAGACUCGGCGGCUGAUGAGAGAAAGAGGCUUAAGAAGAAGUCCUGGGCAGUGUUGGAUGGAGGUUAGAAGCAAGAUUUAUCUCUUCUCUGCUAGAGAGAAGAUAGAUGAGGGUGAGAUCAGUGAAAAGCUAGAGUUUCUUAUGAAUGAAAUAAAGAAUAGAGGGUAUCCAUACAAAGAGAAUGAUGAUAAGUUAUACCACUCAGAGCAAAUAGCCCUUGCAUUUGGUGAUCUUAGUGUACCAACCAUGGCUCCAAUACGCAUAAACAAGAAUUCACUGAUCUGCACUCACUGUCAUUCUUUUAUGAUGCUUGUGACACAAGUUAUUGAUAGGGAAAUUAUUGUGAAGGAUAGGAAACGAUUCCAUUUCUUUAAGGACGGUCAUUGUUCAUGCAUAGGUAACUCAUAA
Molecule: messenger RNA, 2643 nt
Organism: Abrus precatorius (Indian licorice)
Lineage: Eukaryota; Viridiplantae; Streptophyta; Magnoliopsida; Fabales; Fabaceae
Product: pentatricopeptide repeat-containing protein At5g52850, chloroplastic
Exons: 1
Coding region: 1-2643 (880 amino acids)
Biological process (GO): RNA modification
Molecular function (GO): RNA binding; zinc ion binding; protein binding
Source: RefSeq, a predicted model, not a curated record